GAUACCUCGGGUCUCGACGUAAAUAUAGCCGAUUAAAAAACUGCAUGCUCUAAUCUGAUAUAACAAGGCGGGGAAACAAUUCACUUUUGAGGCAGUUGCAAUCUUGUGAUUAUGCCUAGCGUAGAAAACUCGGAAACCUUGUUGAGAGGGAUGUACUAGCGUCUUGCAUCCGCAUAGCAACCAUCUCCUCGUCUUUCCUUCUCACAAACCAAAUCCCCUCAACCAUCAAAAUACCAUCAAUUCUUAAAUUCAAACCAACCUUACUUUGAUUUCAAUAUCUUCUUCAACAGCUUCUUCAAUACCUCCUUAAAUACCUUCUUCGAUAUCUUCUUCAAGAAAACACUUCUUUCUGGUCUUUCCAUUCAGAUCGAAGACAACGCGACGAGUCAACUUCAGUGGCUCGUCGUGCUUACGCUCAAUCUCUACGAGACUUCAACAUCUCUUUUCUGUUCAUUACCAAACAGUAUCUCAAAGAAGAAUGCUUCUCUAUUAAAGGUCUAAUCACCAUCAUAUCUCACUGCUGCUUGGAGUCACUCAAAAAUACUUCGAUCUACCAUACCAGCAGAUUGAUAUUUUUUUCAGUAUGCAACUGAGUCUUUUAUCUGAUCACAUAUCAGUCAAACUGUGCUAGCGUAGUUCUUAUGUGUCCUUACUCCAAGGCGCGCUCUCAGAAAACAAAAACAUACUUCGAUUCACCUCAACAGUCUUCAUCUGUUAGAGAACAAUCAUACCUCCCAUUCUUUUUUGGAACCUUUCCUCCAAUCGCGCAUGUAAAGCUCUCUCGUCUUGCAGUUCUCAUCACUGCCAUAUAUCAACAUCGUUUUUUACCACAAAAUAUUUCCCCUUCCACACGACGCUAUCUUUCUCAAAUACUUCAAUUUCUCACCAAAACAAUCGUCCACCAGAUUACCAUCAAGUGUUCCUUAGUUCUAGUCUCACUGCCUCUUCUAUUUACCCUAUGCUCUCUACGUUUAUUACAGUACUUUUCGUUCUUCUGUGUACUCAACUGCAGAGUUGUCACAUCAUGAUAACACUCAAACACCAAUCAAUCAUUCAAUUCAUUCACAUGUUUCUUACACCUCGCGUGUUUACUUAACCACGAAUACCUCAUACCUUGCUGCGAACCUCAAACUGUGAGCCUCGAUAGGUGCCGCACUAUCCCGCAGAUGACGCACUCAUGUCUUUCAAUCGUCUUUGUUCAUACAUACCUCUAAUAUCUCUCGAUCUCUCGACACUGCCUAUCUCCAUUGGCAAUAUUACAUCCUCCUCCAAUAUCCAGUCAUGGUGCUACAAUACCAGCAAGACAAGAUCGAGGACUGAAAGUCAAAAAGCGAAAUAUGAUGACGAGAAUAAUGAUAAUUCUCUAAUAUUUUACUCUCCAAGACUUUUCACCUCACCUUUCAACUCCCGGUGGUGUAUCUUCUUCAAUUCAAAUGAAUUCUCCUCGAUUCUCCGAGCA
Messenger RNA from Botrytis cinerea B05.10, 1459 nucleotides. RefSeq lists its product as hypothetical. The record is from RefSeq and is a predicted model, not a curated record. The transcript has 4 exons. NCBI's taxonomy places the organism in Eukaryota, Fungi, Ascomycota, Leotiomycetes, Helotiales, Sclerotiniaceae. The coding region runs from base 642 to 1028 and encodes 128 amino acids.